This is a messenger RNA of Sinocyclocheilus rhinocerous, 2869 nucleotides long. Its product is annotated as tetratricopeptide repeat protein 14-like. Lineage: Eukaryota; Metazoa; Chordata; Actinopteri; Cypriniformes; Cyprinidae. Gene Ontology annotation, molecular function: nucleic acid binding; protein binding. The transcript is spliced from 12 exons. The record is from RefSeq and is a predicted model, not a curated record.
UCAAUUUUGAAAACAUGACAACAACGAAACGCUUCACGUUAACUACCGACUCUUGCGCUGCUCUUGUUUAGCCAAUGUUUGCCUUCAAGCGAAACAAAUCGCCUUGUAAAUAGCCGAGUUUAACGCUUUAUCGACGAACUGAACAAACAGAAUCUUUAAGGAUGCCCAAAAAUGGUUAAAGUCAAGUCUUUCUUCCGGUUCGCUUCCGGUUUCCACGUCUUGCGUUUGGCAUAAGCACGUUUACAGCUGCAGUUAUUUCUGCUCAAAUUCACACACCUUCUGGAAUCUUCUGAAAGGUUAACCGAUCAUGUAGUUACUUAGUCAAUCGGUUAAUAUAAUAGUCGUCUUUUAUUUCAAACAGACGCUAACAUUGAGGUAAUACCCCUGCACUCGUCUAGUGUAAAUAUGCCGUGUUGGAGACUUUGAUAAUGGAGCGAGAUUUACUCAGACAAUCCGUGUCGUAUCACGGUGAAAACCUGUUGUUAUUGUUAAAAUGCGAGCAAAGUGAGAACCCAGACUUCAAACGUGUGGCUGCUGAUCUCUCCAAAACUCUGAAUCAAAGGGAUAAAGAAGAGGGGAGUCCUGUUCUGGAGCAGUUCAUAGCAAGGAAAGCGGAUCUGCUGUUUGCUCCGUCAUGGAAAACAUCUACACCAGCAGAUGAAAGGCUGGAGGAAUCUGGAGAGGCGCACGCCGUCAUGCCUCCGCUGGAGCAGUUCAUGGAGGUGUGUUUUGAGGAGAGACGGGAGCUCUUCUACAGGGACGUGGAGCGUGGAGACGUGGUUAUCGGAAAGAUAAAUUCUGUGCGAGACUUCGGCUUAUUCGUAACUCUUCUCUGCACUGCUGGAGGACUGGAACGAGAUAUUGAUUCUUCAAAUGUGAUUCUAAAAAUAAAUGUUGUCUAUUAAAAGGCCCUCUGUCCAUUAAGAUGUGUUCCUUCAACUGGAAAUCACGAUGAUCCUUUGUCUUAUUACCAAAUUGGGGAUUUGCUUCGAGCUGGGGUGAAGGGCAUUGACCGCUACCACGAGAAGCUGACACUAUCACUGUAUUCAUCCUCACUGCCUCCUCACGUGGAUAAAGUUAAGCUGGGUGUCAUAAGCAAAGAAGAUCUUCCUCUUCAUUAUACCCGAGGUGAAAAGGUGACCACAGACAGCAGCCAGACGUAUGAGAAGCUUUUGGAGAGCUCUCUUGGUUUGUCCAACCCUUUAAAUGUGGACUACCUCCUGGGAAAGCUGGGAAUAAGCGACACACAAACGCCUUCACUCAUGAGGGGCUUGCAGAGUAAACACUUCAAAGAAGAUGAUUUUGCAACAGCUAUUCGGAAGAAACAGUCCGUGUCCUGGGCCCUGAAAUGUGUUAAAGCUGGCGUUGGCCAUUUCAAAUCGAGGCGUUAUGUAGAAGCAAUGAAUGAGUACAACAAGGCCUUAGAGAUCGACACAAACAACGUGGAAGCUCUUGUGGCACGUGGAGCUCUAUAUGCAACCAAAGGAAGCUUGAUGAAAGCUAUUGAUGACUUUGAACUGGCCUUGGAGAACUGCCCCACGCACAGGAACGCCAAAAAAUACCUCUGCCAGACACUAGUGGAAAGAGGAGGACAACUUGAAGAGGAAGAAAAGUUGGUGACUGCUGAGGGUCUCUACAAAAGAGCCAUCGUAUUAGAUAACACAUUUCAAGGGGCAGCAGAAGCCCUGGCGAAACUUCAGCUACGCAUCCAGAAAUCGCUUGAAUUGAAAGAGCAGGAAGCUGCCAAAGAGCAGGAAAAAACUAAGACCGUGGAGACAAGUGCAGAGAAAUUGCGUAAGAUCCUAAAAGAAGAGAAAAGAAUGAAGAAGAAAAGGAAGCGGUCGACCUCUUCCUCUACAUCCUCCGAUACGUCUUCAACUUCAAGCGACGACUCUUCUUCAACGAGUCGUAAAAAGUCGAAGAAACGCAAACACAAGCGCCGGCGCUCAUCUCACGGCAGUAAGAAACACAAGCGGAGAGCGUCGUCUUGUAGCGAUAAAACGGCAGAUGAUGACAUAGAGUGGUUUCCCGCUCCUGCCAACACCUCCGCUUCCUACAUCGACCAGAAACAAUCCAUAAGCAAACUCAUCAGCGAAGGAGAACAGUCUUGGGAAAAAAGCCGAUGUGAAGAUGGCAGAGGUAGGUUAGAUGAUGCUAUUGACAGAAGUCUGGAGAACCUCAAACAUGGAGCCCAGUCUGAAGCGUCUAGACCGGGACGUCCCGAUGUGAACGGCGAGGUUAGAGAUCAACACAGGACUCAGAGCAUCUCUGAAUGUGCCAGAAACAGGAGGGAUUCAUCCUCCUCAACCCAGUCCGAAUAUUCCCAAAAAUCUGACCGCUACUCUAAGGAAUUUUCUUCGCAAGGCAGAAAACGUAUUGAAUCAGAACGAGGCGGGAAUGAGAAGAUGGAUAGAGGAGAGAGAAAUAGUCGUGAUCAAGAUGAUGGCAGGAAAUCUUCUGGUGGAUCCCUGAAAAAAGAUAUCCCUUCCAAUUUGUUGGACAUUUUUAGUCAAAUUGCUGAAUUUGAGAAUGAAAAAAAGCUGAAAAAAUAAAGUAGUUGCUCUUUAGGACUGUCAGGAGUAACACUAGUCAUGCUUUCAAUACUGGAACUAGCAGGUUUAACCCUCAAGUAUAGUAAUUGAAAUAUUUGAUAGUUUACGAAAAGUUGUUCAGAAAGGUUUAUUUUCAUAAUUUCAGGUUAGAUUGUUUUUUUUGUUUUUUGCUUUGGGGGGAAGCAGCCUGUCUCUAAAAAAAACUGCUACAAAACUGAGCAGUGGCCAAAAUGUGUGAUGCAAAUGAUGCCUCAGUAUUAUACAUUGCAUUCAGUAUAAUGUCAGUGUUCAAAUAAACAAAUGUAAUGGUCAAAAAA